Messenger RNA from Cotesia congregata, 1944 nucleotides. NCBI's taxonomy places the organism in Eukaryota, Metazoa, Arthropoda, Insecta, Hymenoptera, Braconidae. The record is from the annotation of a GenBank genome assembly.
AUGCGUUUGCUGAUAUUCCUGAGUAUUGUAAGCUUGGGUCAAUCAAUUGACCUUAGCGCCGUUUUUGACAUCGACGACCUGAUUGUCUUUAUCAAGACCGCAGGGAGCAGACUUUCGGAAGCCGCUGAUGAAUUAAACGACCUAAAAAUCGAUGGAACAAAAAAAUAUGCUGAAGUAAUCGACACGUACCUGAUCCAGGUGCCACACACUGACAAAGACGGUGAAAAGUACCAGAAGCUCAAGGACCUGGUGGAGAAGAUUGACCAAGCUUGGGAUAACCUGGGCACAAAAGACCCCGGGGACGAUGACAAAACCCAGCUGACUGCUUUGGCAAUGACCCGUGAUGAGCUUUAUGAUCUUUACGUCGGAAAUGGAACGAGCGACGGACUUCCAGCGGAGAUUGCUACGGCGGAGGUGCCAAAUAUGUGUCAGUUGACGAAUCCUGACCAAGUUAGAUUGAAGAAAAUUCACCAAGCAGUUGCUCUGUCUGAGCUCAGGGCCUUCAUUCUGAAUCUCAAGGCCGGGGAGGACAACCAGAAGGCCGUCGCCAAGGGGAUUAUGCAAUCCGAGGAGUAUAUCCUGACCAGCAGGCUUGGAUUUGAAGAAACUUCAGACAAUUUCCACGCGUGCGAUCCUUCGGAGCACAUCAGAGGGGAAACUUUCGGAGAAUUCAUGGGUCUCUUCCAAGGAUUGGUUGUUAACGAAGGCCACACAAACAACAAAUCCGAAAUUAGUAAAUGCGGCGAGUCUUGCGACAAACUUGAUGAUACUAGGAUAGAAAAAUGCUUCAAGCCACUGGAUGGGUAUGGAGAGACGUCGCAUUGUCACAGGAAAAAGUGCUUAGGUAGACUUUUUGAGUGUAUGAGCGUCCAGGAUACAAAUGUUUGCGAAUUGGAGCCUACAUCAGACCGCCGAUUUUCCUGGCUCUGGAGUGAAGGACAGCAAAAACACUACGGAAAAUAUGAUGGAGAUUGUGAGGGGAAUGUAACUGAUAUCAAGGACAGAGAAGGGCCAUCAGGGAUAUGUGUAACUUGCCUGUGCACCUGCGCGGAAGAAGAUCCACCUAGCAAAGCCACCAGAACCGUCAGCUUGCUUCCCCAGUUUGCUGACAUCAAGAAGAACAUGGUCGUCACCGGGGUGAGGUUCCAAGAGAAUAACAAGGUGUUCCACGUCCAGAUCGAGGAAUCCAAGUUGGGGCCGCUGGGGGAAAUCCUGUCCGGGACUUCCAAGUGGAAGAAGCUAGACUCGUUCACUUACGACCCGAAGAAUGGAACCUUUCAGACGAGCAAAAGACUACGCAAGCAGCAGCUCUACGACAAUUUAGACUACAAGAUCUUCAACCGAGACAGCAGGACGGUCAAUCUUGACAAAGUCGAGACUCCUUAUGGAGAGGUGAUCGUUGGAGUGUCUCUGGUCUAUUCUCAAGAUGAUGAUGCCGUGCAAAUCCAGAUCCUGUCCUGGCCCUUUGAUUGCAAGACUGGAGAACUAAAGGACCCGAUUAAUUUAGAGGACGAGGAUGUGGUCCACGAUUGGAUCACCUGGAAAAACUCCCCUCGGAAGCCAUCUUUCUACGAUAAUGACAGGUCAGAGAUUGAAUUGAGCUCUCUUGACGACCCUGCUCUAGCACCGAAAAAUCAAAUCGUAUCAAAUCCAAAUGACAAGGUCAAGAUUGGAACUACUGGGUACGAAGUGGACAUGGGCCAGCACACCAUUCCCUACAUCACACUCCAGGAUGUCACCUAUUCUGACAAGAAAACUGCUUUAGCAGGCUUGGAGCUGUACUACGCGCGCACUGAAGGCUUCGGAGGGUUCCUGGGCUUCACGAUCCAGGGCUACGACUUUUCUAAAGACUUCCAGAAUAAAAUGAACCAGGAUGACAUCGACAAGUACCAAGCGGACUUUGAUGGUCAGCUCCCGAGGGAGAUUCCUGUCAAGGAUAUGUAA